Molecule: messenger RNA, 1486 nt
Organism: Vitis riparia (riverbank grape)
Lineage: Eukaryota; Viridiplantae; Streptophyta; Magnoliopsida; Vitales; Vitaceae
Product: heavy metal-associated isoprenylated plant protein 7
Exons: 5
Coding region: 290-1270 (326 amino acids)
Molecular function (GO): metal ion binding
Source: RefSeq, a predicted model, not a curated record
GAGAAGUUUCCUAGCGUAGCCGGAAAAUGCCAAGCGAGAGUAACCUCCAGUGAACGUAUGUGUCGACGGUGUUUUUCUUACGGUGCACGUGCCUCCUUAUAAAAGGCCACGUCAGGUUGCUGAUGGUGAUGAUGAGGGGUUUCAGAUCUGAUGGUUGAGAGAAACUGAGGGGAGAAACAGUGGAAAGAAAAGGUGGUUUGCGGGAGUAGAGAGAUAGAGAGAUAGAGUGAUAAGAGAGAGUGCUUCAAAGCUUAUCUCACCACUCUGGUCUGUAGUACUGAGAGGAGAAAUGGGGGAGGAGGAAAAGAAGCCGGAGGAGAAGAAAAUGGAGGGAAAGAAGGCGGAGGAAGAGAAGAAGGAGGCGAAGCAGGAGAAGGCUGAGAAGCCGAGCGAGGAGAAGAAGGAAGAGAAGGCGGCGCCGGAGGAAGGGAAAGCAGCGAAGGCCGAGCCGCCUCCGCCUCCGCCGGAGAUUGUGCUGAGAGUCUACAUGCAUUGUGAAGGCUGUGCUCGGAAAGUUCGCCGGUGUCUCAAGGGCUUUGACGGCGUUGAGGACGUUAUCACCGAUUGCAAGAGCCACAAAGUGGUGGUGAAAGGAGAAAAGGCCGAUCCAUUGAAAGUUUUGGAGAGGGUUCAGAGGAAAAGCCACAGACAAGUCGAGCUACUCUCUCCGAUCCCGAAACCGCCGGCCGAGGAUGAGAAGAAGCCGGAAGAGAAAGAAGCACCGAAACCGGAAGAAAAGAAGGAAGAGCCCCAGGUGAUUACAGUGGUGCUCAAGGUUCAUAUGCAUUGCGAGGCUUGCGCGCAAGAAAUCCAAAAACGCAUAGGGAGAAUGAAAGGAGUGGAGUUCGCGGAACCAGAUCUAAAGGCGUCUCAGGUGACGGUGAAGGGCGUGUUCGAUCCGCCGAAGCUGGUGGAGUACGUGUACAAGAGAACUGGGAAGCACGCUGUGAUCGUGAAGCAAGAGCCGGAGAAGAAAGAGGAGGAGAAGGGCAAAGACGGAAAGGAAGAGAAAAAGGAAGAAAAAGGAGAAGGCGAAAAAGAGAAGAAAGGUGGCGGGGAGGAAGAGAACAAAGGGAAAAAACCAGGAGAAGAAGCAGCGGCGGAGAAGGCAGACGUGGAAGCGGAGACGAAGGUGGUGGAGCUGAAGAAGAACGAGCUCCUGUACAAUUACAAUUACCCAUAUUACCCUCCCAGGUACUACAUGGAGCAGAACCCAUACCCCUCGCAGAUGUUCAGCGACGAGAAUCCUAACGCCUGCUCCGUCAUGUAAAAACGGAGCAACUACAAGGGCAGAAUCGGGAAACGGGGGGUUCAUGGGUAAUUUCGUAAUAUGGGUGCCCUUUCUCCUACAUCUACAUGUGGCUCUUUCCCAGUCCCAGUAUAAUCUACAGAGAGAGACUGUAGAGUUUUGAGGCUUGUACUUUUUCUUUAAAUCUGUUGUUUUAUAUAUAAAUAAUGGUAUAUAAUAACAUAUAAAUUUCAAAAA